GUCAGAAACCAGCUGUGGACGGGAGAGCGAGAGGAGAGCACACACACGGCAGAGAGGAGGAGGACCGCUCCGGGAGAGCUGCGGCUGUCGCAUCCUCCGGAACAAAUCCGGCCAGAGGGCACGUCUUUGUCUGGGAACGCAUCCAGAAGAGGGCAGCGCGCACGGAUCUACCCGAUGUGAGCUCCUGGGUCUUAUUCCAUCUCCUGGAUUACAGUGUUUAGCGUUACAGCAGCAUCAUCCGGUCACGGCUGUGUGUGUUUACAUCGGAACCUUGACCGGACUGGAAGUUAUCGGGGAAGACCUGUGGGGACGACGCACGACGCAGCGCGCCUUUGGGGGUUUCUGGGUUUUCCAGCCCGGAUCGGAUUGUUUGGACUGGGGAUGCCUUCGGGUUGUUUUGAAAGUCUGAACUGUUCCCAUCAAAGUUUGAUGCCUUUGUCCUGUCCCGCAGCCUGUUCCACGCCACUCGGCAUGUUUUGACCGUGCGUAAUUACUGUUUUCCAGUUUGUCGGACUUUGGCGAAGGCGUCACAGGUAGACGCACAGCUCAUGACUAUACUGCACCUCCUCCAAGCCUGAGCUGACACUUCUGCUCCUCUAUCCGCUUCAUUUGGGAGUCCAUCAUGGAUGACACCGGGGGGGUUCAUCUGUGCACCUGGAAGACAAACACCGUCCUGGGAGUGUUGGUGAUGCUUCACCUCGUUGCGCACACGGACGCGUCCGGCGUGUCCAAAACCUGCGACAAAGGCUGUUUUUCCGGCAAGUGCAUCAACGGAACCUGCGUGUGCGACCAUGGAUGGGUCGGAGAGCAAUGUCAGCACUGUCAGGGAAGAUUCAAGUUAACAGACCUGUCAGGCUCACUCACAGACGGACCGGUAAACUACAAGUACAAGACCAAAUGCACUUGGCUGAUAGAAGGAUAUCCUAAUGCAGUGCUCAGACUGCGCUUCAAUCAUUUUGCCACUGAGUGCAGCUGGGACCACAUGUACGUUUAUGAUGGAGACUCCAUUUACGCCCCGUUGAUUGCUGUCUUCAGCGGCCUCGUCGUACCAGAGACCAGGGGAAAUGAGACGGUCCCAGAGGUGGUGACCACAUCUGGCUACGCUCUGCUCCAUUUCUUCAGUGACGCCGCCUACAACCUGACCGGCUUCAACAUCGCAUACUCGAUCAACUCCUGUCCCAACAACUGCUCGGGCCACGGCAGAUGCAGCACGGCCAACUUGGUGUCUGGCCGAGUGUACUGUGAGUGUGAGGAGUACUGGAAAGGAGAGGCGUGCAACAUCCCAUACUGCAGGGACAACUGUGGCAGCCCGGAUCACGGCUACUGUGACCUGACCGGAGAGAAGCUGUGUGUCUGCAACGACAGCUGGCAAGGUCCAGACUGCUCUCUGUCUGUUCCCUCCACCGAGGCCUUCUGGAUGCUGCCCAGUAUCAAGCCUUCAGCUCAGUCCCUGGGUCGGGCGUCCCAUCAGGCCCUGGUGCACUCUGGGCUGAUGUGGGUGGUGGGAGGUUACUCCUUUAACUACUCCAACUACCACAUGGUCCUCAACUACAACCUGGAGACCAGUACGUGGGAUGUGGUUCCUGUCACCAACGGGCCUCUGUACAGAUAUGGACACUCACUGGCUCUGCACCAGGAGGAAAUCUACAUGUUCGGUGGGAAGCUGGAAACUGGAUCAGCCAACGUGACAGAUGAAUUGUGGGUGUUUAACAUCCCCAGACGUACCUGGUCAUUGCAGAAACCAGCCCCGCCUCCUCCUUACGCCCUGGAGGGACACACUGCCCAUGUGGUGGAGCUGGUGGACGGCGAGCCGGUGUUGUUGAUCUUCUUCGGCUACUCGCCAAUCUACAGCUACAUCAACAAAGUUCAGGAGUACAACAUCAGGUCUAACUCGUGGCAGGUCGUGUCCACCGGUGGUGCCGUGGUCCAGGGGGGUUACGGCCACAGCAGCGUCUACCACAAGGCCAGCGGCUGUGUGUUCGUCCAUGGGGGGUACAAGGCGCUCAGCAACAACAAGUACGGCCUGGUGGACCACAUGUACCGCUAUCACGUCCACACGAGAACAUGGUUGAUUCUUAAGGAGAGCGGCUUGGCGCGAUACCUCCACUCUGCGGUGCUGCUGAGUGGCACGGUGCUGAUCUUUGGGGGAAAUACUCACAAUGACACGUCGCUAAGCAACGGAGCCAAGUGCUUUUCUUCUGACUUCUUGGCGUACGAUAUAGCUUGUGAUGAGUGGGCUGUUCUUCCCAGACCAGGACUACACCAGGACAUCAACCGCUUUGGACACUCUGCUGUGGUUAGCAACAGCUCCAUGUACAUCUUCGGAGGUUUUUCGGGCCUGUUGCUGAACGACGUGUUGGCCUACACACCUCCGUCCUGCCAGGCCUUCUCUGACCCGGCCCUCUGUGCUGCAGCCGGUCCAGGCCUUCGCUGCCACUGGGUUCAAAGUGGAUGUGUCCCUUGGGAAGCUGGACCACCUGACCGGGUUUCUUCCCCCGCUCCGUUCUGCCCUCCAUGGCGUGAGAGUACAGAUGAGGACUGUUUUCGGUUCUCAGACUGUGCGAGCUGCACUUCCAACACUCUGGGCUGUCAGUGGUGUGAGGACAGGAAGUGUAUCUCUGCCUCCAGCAACUGUACUGUGCUGACUCUGGAGCUGGCCCAGCAGCAUGGCGGCGCUCUGUCUCUGUCUCCACCUCCAUCCAUGUUGUCUGAGCAUCAGCUGAGCUUGUGGAAACACGGAGCCAGAAGGAGGGGACAUUCGGUGCGAGACCCAUCCAGGUGUAAACGCCGGGAGGAGCAGGAGUGUUUCAGGUUGGCCAACUGCAGGAGCUGCUCCCUCAACGGUAACUGUCAAUGGGAUCCACAGCAGCAGGAGUGUCAAGCUCUGCCCGGCCAAGUGUGUGGCGAGGGUUGGCAUCACGUUGGAGAGGCCUGUCUGCGGAUCAACUCCAGCAGAGAAAGCUACGAUAAUGCACAGCACUACUGCAAAAACCUGGGAGGAAAUAUCGCCUCUUUGGUCACAGACAAGCAGGUCACUUUUGUUCUGGAAGAGCUGCAAAAAUACCAGCUGGAGGACAAGAAGUUGUCUCCUUGGGUCGGCCUGCGGAAGAUCAAUGUGUCGUACUGGGGCUGGGAGGACGCGUCACCGUUCACCAACAGCAGUCUGCGCUGGUUGCCCAGUGAACCCAGUGACUCCGGCUUCUGCGCCUACAUGGAGCGAGCGCAGGUGUCUGGACUUAAAGCCAACCCCUGCACCGCCACCACUGACGGUCUGAUCUGCGAGAAACCUGCAGGGAAUCUACAAAGUCAGAGCGCCCGUCCCUGUAAAACGCCAUGUGCUCUUCGUACCAGCUGUGCUAACUGUACCAGCCAGGCCAUGGAAUGCAUGUGGUGUGGAAGUACGCAGCGCUGUGUCGACUCCUCGGCUUACGUCAUCUCCUUCCCUUACGGCCAGUGUCUGGAGUGGCAGACCCAGGACUGUGCUGCUCAGAACUGUUCAGGCCUGAGGACGUGCGCCGAGUGUCUGGAACGGGCCGAGUGCGGCUGGUGCGGCGAUCCCACCAACACGGGCAGAGGCGUGUGCAUGGAGGGCUCCUACCGAGGGCCCCUGAAGCCCGCUAAUGGAAGGACGGGGCCCCGAGACAGGGACAGACUACGCGACAGGGACAUGGUGCUGGACCAGAGUCUCUGCUCAGCUGAUCGGGGAUACAACUGGGCCUACAUCCAAUGUCCCGCGUGCCAGUGUAAUGGUCACAGCAGGUGUGUGAACGGCAGUGUGUGCGAACACUGUGGGAACCUGACAGCCGGGACGCACUGCCAGAGCUGCAUGGCCGGUUACUAUGGCGACUCCAUCAACGGAGGAAAGUGCAACGCCUGUAAGUGUAACAACCAUGCCAAUGUGUGCCACGUCAACACGGGGAAAUGCUUCUGCACCACCAAGGGCAUCAAAGGGGACCAGUGUCAGCUAUGUGACUCAGAGAACCGUUACCUUGGUAACCCUCUACGAGGAACAUGCUAUUACAACCUGUUGAUCGACUACCAGUUCACCUUCAGCCUGCUUCAGGAAGACGACCACCACUACACCGCCAUCAACUUCAUGGCUACGCCUGAACAGACAAAUAAGAACCUUGACAUGUCCAUCAAUGCCUCCAACAAUUUCAACCUCAACAUCACUUGGUCUCUAAGCUCAACAGCUGGUACCAUCUCAGGGGAGGAGAUGCCGAUCAUAGCGAGAACCAACAUCAAGGAGCACAGAGACAGCUUCUCCUGUGAAAAAUUCAACUUCCGACUUCAUCACAACAUCACCUUCUACGUCUACGUGUCCAACUUCAGCUGGCCAAUCAAGAUCCAGAUUGCGUUCUCUCAGCACAACAGCAUCAUGGACCUGGUGCAGUUCUUCGUCACCUUCUUCAGCUGUUUCCUGUCUCUGUUACUGGUCGCCGCCGUGGUUUGGAAGAUCAAACAGACCUGCUGGGCCUCCCGUCGCAGAGAGCAGUUGAUGAGAGAGCGACAGCAGAUGGCCAGUCGUCCCUUCGCUUCGGUUGCCGUAGCACUGGAGGUGGGCGGGGACCAAGAGGAGCUGCUACAGGCUGUACCGAAGCCCAUCGCCAUGGAACCGUGCUGGGGAAGCAGAGCAGGUGUUUUAACGGUGCUGCUGUAUCUGCCCAGAGUCCCAUCAGGAAUCCCCCCGCCAGGACAGUCUGGUAUCGCUAUAGCCAGUGCUCUGGUGGACACGUCACAGCAGCGAGUGGUGGACUUCAAAGACAGAGGCCUGGGUCUGAAGCAUCGCAAACACACCGUGCAUCACCAAGGCACCUGUGUUUGACCUGGACGCCGCCUGCAGGGUGACAACACAUACCCACAAUCCCACAGGGGGAGUGGGUAUGUGGGUAUCUGUAACCCUAAAAUGGAGUGGAAGGACAAAGGCAGUAGGUGGAGGUGUUACCACUGACUCCCCGACAGGUAAAAACUGACGGAUCGCAUGGAUUUACGUUGACGUCGGUCCUUCAGAGUCAAAAACACAAAACUCACUGUGACCCACGUUCACAGAUGAUAAAUUUCCUACCCUACUUUUUCCACUUCCACGCAGCCGUUUGUGUCUCAAGGGCUCCACUCGCCUCCUGUCACCCUGCCGGCAGCAUCGACUAAAGAAAAACGCUCGGUACACAACUAUAAACCAAACUUAACGGCUUGGAGCUCCGCUGAAAGGUAUUGAGCUGAAAUGAACUGAGCUGACUUACAAACCCACUCGGGCUCAGGAGUCCUACCCAGGAGAGAGCAACACAAACCUGAGUGGAUCAAUGCAAAAACACGGAAGUGAAAGGUUCACACUGGGAUAAAGGCUCCUGUGAAUUCAAAGACCGCUGUUUGUUACGAUGUUACGGUUGCGUCUUACUAAAAUCAUUGGAUAUGAAGUAGUGUUUCCCUGCACCGUUUGAAGUUUGACUUUUUUUUUUUUUUUUUUUUUUUUUUUGAUACGUGCUCAGGUCCUCUGUAGUAGAAAAGGGUCCAGAAUCUGUAGCUUUGGGCCUUAAACACAUCUGUAUAUGCACUACCAGUGAAAUGCUUUACCAGUACAUUAGGACCCUCUGAGGGGGAAUAUUAUGCAAGAGACCAUCCAAACCUGAUGUUUAUUCUGGGCUGUGAUGUGACCCCAUCAUCACACACACACACACACACACACACA
Molecule: messenger RNA, 5686 nt
Organism: Sphaeramia orbicularis (orbiculate cardinalfish)
Lineage: Eukaryota; Metazoa; Chordata; Actinopteri; Kurtiformes; Apogonidae
Product: attractin-like protein 1
Exons: 30
Coding region: 623-4825 (1400 amino acids)
Cellular component (GO): Golgi apparatus
Molecular function (GO): protein binding
Source: RefSeq, a predicted model, not a curated record